Ceratina calcarata is the source of this 611-nucleotide messenger RNA. RefSeq names its product L-threonine 3-dehydrogenase, mitochondrial-like. NCBI's taxonomy places the organism in Eukaryota, Metazoa, Arthropoda, Insecta, Hymenoptera, Apidae. The record is from RefSeq and is a predicted model, not a curated record. Gene Ontology annotation, biological process: L-threonine catabolic process. The annotation marks the transcript as partial. Gene Ontology annotation, molecular function: L-threonine 3-dehydrogenase activity. The transcript is spliced from 3 exons.
GAAUGCACAAUGUUAUCGAACUGGCGAAACAGUACAAAUUAAGGAUAUUUAUUCCAUCCACGAUCGGUGCAUUUGGUCCGGAUUCACCACGGAAUCCUACCCCAAACGUGACCAUACAACGUCCUCGAACGAUUUAUGGUGUUAGCAAAGUGCAUGCCGAAUUAUUGGGUGAAUACUAUCAUCACAGAUUUGGGCUUGACUUCCGGUGUCUUAGAUUUCCGGGUGUCAUUAGCAGUGACCCACCGGGCGGUGGUACCACAGAUUACGCAGUAGCAGUUUUUCAUGAAGGAUUGCUUACUCAAAAAUAUGAGUGUUAUUUAGAACCCUAUACGAGGUUGCCAAUGAUGUAUAUAGAGGAUUGUUUGUCAGCGCUUUUUCAAUUUUUGAACACUCCAAAGGAGCUACUACAAAGGAGGGUAUAUAACGUUACUGCUAUGAGUUUCACACCUGAAGAAUUGUUUGAAGAACUGAAGAAACAUGUUCCUAACUUGAAGAUUUCAUACAAACCAGACGGAAGACAAUAUAUUGCUGAAAGUUGGCCGCAAGUUUUUGACGAUAGCGAGGCACGGCGAGAUUGGGGAUGGAAACACAAAUACAAUUUAGAAAAACUU